CGUAUGUGCAUUUGUGUUGUUUCCCAUCUAAGUACUUGUUUAACGAUUGCAAAGCAACAAUUUUCUUGGAUGUGUCUAAAAAUUGUUAGAAUCUUAUCGACAUAUCCCAUAAAAGUGUAGAAAGACAAAAUCUGUUGAAUAUUAGUUAUUUUAUAAACCCUCGCUAAAUUACUCAUUUAAAAUAUCUUGAGUAACGUUAUUCGACUACUACGAAGUGGGCAACAUAACGAAACGUGGACACAUAUGUUCAGAUAUACAUAUAUACCAAUUCAAGAAGUAAUAUUUCAUUUUCAAAAUAAGCAAGAACAAGUAUUGGGCUUAUUCCCUUUCACGGCAUCAAUCAAAUUUCAACAAAUGUGUAGCGAAAUAUUCUGAGCUCGACAAAUUUUCAUAUCAAAUAUUUCUUUGACAUGCUCAUUGCCUUCAUAAACAUUAAGCAUUUAUAAUUUGAUAUGGAUAGAAGUGUGGACUCAAUUGGCAGCUGCUCUCUUGACGUCGACGCUGAUUCUACGGACGUGUCAGAUACAAGUGGGAGUUUAAAUUUUCCAACACCGAUUUCUAUUAAAGACAUAACCACAGAAUUUACCACAAAUAUACGAGAGCGAUGUUCGGUUCAGACUUUUCAUGAAAUCAACAAGAAUUUUAUGGGUCUUGAGUCGCAAAUGGUGUUGAAGCAGCCUCUUACAAAUGUCAACACAACAUGUGCCUUAUUAAAUUCAUCCAAUCCGAAUUCGAAUAAAAUCGCUGGUCAGACUGAUUCAAAUUCAGACAAAAAGCCAAGUUAUCUGAAUCUGGCUUGUUGUGUGAACGGGUAUUCUAAUCUUACAACUUAUGAUUCUAAAAUACGACAAGAUAUAAAUAAAUCUCGCGAGGUGUCCCCCAUCCGCCCGUCGUCAAAUAGCAUUCAGUAUUGUAAAAAAAGCAAUUCAUUGGCUCCACCAAUCUUAUUACAAAUGGCUGAUGGUAAAGGUGACGUUUCUAAUGUGAAACCUACGGCAACUAAUGGGCAUUCUAACAAUUUCGUGUCUAAUAACGCUGAAAACAAUGAGCACUGUGAUUUACAAUGGCAGGAGGAUAUUCGCAAUACUAGUUUUAUUCAACAGCGAGUGGAACGGUUGUAUGGACCUGCUGCGUUAGCACAAGGUUUUUAUAGUCCAAAAAAAGUACGUAGCACUUUCGUUUGUACGAACCCACGGGAACGUGAUGAUGCUGGUUCAUCAGAACUGGCAAGAAAAUUUCAACAACUUACUCCAAGUAAAGAUUAUUCCGAGUUCAGGAAAAAAUUAAAUGCAACUAUUACAAAUUCUCCUCGGCAAGUUAUUUCAGCAACCGAAAUUUCAACCUUUAAUAAUAACACUGUUGAUUUACCUGUAUUACGUCAUUUAAGCCAAGAGUUUCGUGCUCAGUUACCCAUAAUUUCGCCUAAAAAAAACCAAGGAAGAAUUUCUCUUCAAAAGAACUUAAGUUCGGAAAAUGAGACAACAGAGACGGUAGAAGUAUUAAUAGAUGAAGUGGAUCGUAAAGAAAUUCCGAAAUCUAUAUAUGGAAUAAGUAAUGAACAUUCAGAAAAUAAAGACAAUAUGCAAUACAAAAUUGCGGUAAAAUCCAGUUUAAAUGAUCCAUCAAAAGAAUGCUUACAGAAAGAUGGCAAUUACUUUCUUCAUUUGCUGAAAAACGAACAAAGUCGCCUUUUAGCUUUGGCCGACAAAGCAGAACGAUACGCUGAUGAAUUGUCUGACAAUUCCGACGUUUCAGAGGACACUUUAGGCUUCUUGCGUUCAGCUUAUGGCAAAGCUCGAUUGCUGGUGUCACAAAAGAUGAAGCAAUUUGAAGGUCUUUGUCAUAAUAAUUUGAAUUCAUCGCCACAAGAAAAAUUCCCAACUACAAAUGAUGAUCUUCAAGGAUUUUGGGACAUGGUGAAUUUGCAAGUCGAUCAUAUCAAUUCUAUAUUUGAUGAAAUAGAAGUAUUAAGACAAAACAAUUGGAAGAAACCGGCGGAAAUUCCACCUAGUGAAUCCAACAAAAUAUUCAAAAUACAACCAAAAACUAUAAAGACUGUCAACCAAAAGACAAAAGCUAGUACAUCUAAUGGAAAUGACUCGAAAACAAAAUCAGUCCCAUCGGCCGCGGCUUUGAAACGUGAAUCUCAAAGAAAGAUGUUGCUGGAAAUGAAACGAAAAAACAAAAUCGCAAUGACAGCUAAAUCAACCAUAUCGGUUCGAGAUUCUGUUGAGCCACUUGUUGAAAAUUUAGACCCGUUAGAUACCGUUGAGAUAUUUGUCAAACACAGUAAUUGAGAGUUCGUUAAUGAGUGCUUUGGCCUUACUAAACUGUACUAGUCCUCUAACAAAAUCGAAUGAUAGAUAUGCUCCAUGUCAUAUAUAUUCUAUAAAUCUUUCGCUUCGACUAAUUCUCGUUUCAUCUAAAAUUGAUAAGAGUUAUAUACUACACCAAUAAUACUCGUUUUGCAGGCUAAUCGUUUAAAUAAAGCAGUGUGCUGUUAAAAAAAAUUAAGCAAUUUAUA
Molecule: messenger RNA, 2524 nt
Organism: Bactrocera neohumeralis
Lineage: Eukaryota; Metazoa; Arthropoda; Insecta; Diptera; Tephritidae
Gene: vlc
Exons: 8
Coding region: 453-2297 (614 amino acids)
Biological process (GO): signaling
Cellular component (GO): postsynaptic specialization; glutamatergic synapse
Molecular function (GO): molecular adaptor activity
Source: RefSeq, a predicted model, not a curated record